This is a messenger RNA of Bombina bombina (fire-bellied toad), 1595 nucleotides long. RefSeq names its product vacuolar protein sorting 72 homolog (gene VPS72). The record is from RefSeq and is a predicted model, not a curated record. Lineage: Eukaryota; Metazoa; Chordata; Amphibia; Anura; Bombinatoridae. Gene Ontology annotation, biological process: chromatin remodeling; regulation of DNA-templated transcription. Gene Ontology annotation, molecular function: ATP-dependent H2AZ histone chaperone activity. Gene Ontology annotation, cellular component: nucleus. The transcript is spliced from 6 exons. The coding region runs from base 69 to 1160 and encodes 363 amino acids.
UCUGCGCUCAAAAACCUAACUUGCCGGCUAGGUUGUCUCAGUCGAUAGCCUAUCCCGGGACCUACACGAUGAGUUUGGCGGAGAGCAGAGCCCCACGUAAGACUGCGGGAAACCGUAUGUCUGGCCUCCUUGAUGCGGAGGAGGAAGACGAAUUUUAUAAGAAUACGUAUGGUGGUUUCAAUGAGGAGUCCGGUGAUGACGAAUAUAAUGAGGAGCGCUCAGCAAGUGAGGAUGAAGUGGACUCCGAUUUCGACAUUGAUGAGGGGGAUGAACCAACCAGUGACCAUGAGGAAGAUGAGCCCAAGAGAAAGCGUAGGAUGGUCACUAAAGCUUACAAGGAACCGAUUCAGCUUCUGAAACCUAAGCCAAAGAAACCAGAAGCUCCAUCAAGUAGUGGCCAAAAGACCCGUCAGGAGAAGGCAGCUCCUCAAGAGCCCCCCGAAGAUGCUGGGGACAGUCGUAAGCACAUGCGCCAGUCCACGACAGAACACACACGCCAAACUUUCCUACGUGUCCAGGAAAGGCAGAUCCAGUCUAAAAAGAAGAAAGGACCUCACCCUGACAGGCCAUUGACACAGGAAGAGCUGUUAGAGGAGGCUAAAAUCACAGAGGAGAUAAAUAUCCGUUCUCUAGAAAAUUAUGAAAGGCUGGAAGCUGACAAGAAAAAGCAAGUUCAUAAGAAGAGAAGGUGUGUUGGUCCCACCAUCCAGUACCAUUCUGUAGUAAUGCCUCUAAUUACUGAGAUUAAGGAGGAGAACGUGGACAUUGAAGGGUUGGAUCAGGAGCAGACAGGUGACCCCGCACACUCCUCCAAAGCAGCGUCUGCAAGUAAAUGCUCCCGCACUUUCAUCACAUUCAGUGAUGACGAAACAUUUGAGAAGUUAUUCCCCAAAUCCAAGCAAGCCAAGUUCCCAGUGAGAGAGCUGUGUCCUGUCACCCACAAGCCAGCCCAGUACCGGGAUCCCAUCACAGACAUACCCUACUACAAUGCCCGGUCAUUCAAAAUAAUCCGAGAUGCUUACAAGAAGUACAUCACCGCUCACGGCCUGCCUAAUGCUGCCAUGGCCGCUGCUAUGGGCACUGCCGCAUCUGCUCCCGACCCGAACCAACGCAGCACCCGACAGAAAAUCAUUAUCAAGCAGAGUGUUGCAACAACAUAACAUUUUGAUCUUACCACUGAAGUGGAUCUACCACUUUACGCAUUGCAAGGUAUGAAAGUAAGAAACUGUGCCACAGUAUACAAUUCAUCCUUUGGCCAAUAUGGGGAAUUCUGUGUUUAAAGACAAUGUAUUACAUUAUUAUUUAACUUUUCACAAAUGCUCAAUUUCUUUUUAACCUUUUUGGAUGUGAAAUUAAACAUGCAGGACACCUAGCCCAAAUACUUUUCAAAGACUAUAUUGAAUUAAGCCUAUGCAAUGACAGUUGGCUGACAGAACAUUGGCUAUGUCACAGUUUGUUGUUUUGGCAUUUUGGGUAACUUUUUACCAUUGUAAGGAAGCUGUGCAGGGCAUUCAUUUGCUACUAAAUUCAUGAUUUCAGUCUCAAAAUGCAAGGAUCCCUGACAGACAUGAGUAAAACACUGCAAUUAAAUCAUU